Molecule: messenger RNA, 1311 nt
Organism: Daucus carota subsp. sativus
Lineage: Eukaryota; Viridiplantae; Streptophyta; Magnoliopsida; Apiales; Apiaceae
Product: protein FAR-RED IMPAIRED RESPONSE 1-like
Exons: 4
Coding region: 1-1311 (436 amino acids)
Biological process (GO): regulation of DNA-templated transcription
Source: RefSeq, a predicted model, not a curated record
AUGGCGGGGGAAGAGGAAGCAUCAGGCUCUCAAUUGGUUCCACAUGUUGAAAGUUCUGAUUCAGAUCGAUCAACUCAUGAUUCUUACAAUGCAACUGAAAGCUCCGACUCAGAGGAUUAUUCCGAGGAAGAUGUUGAACAAAAAAGUACUCUUGAUGAAUCUGAAGCUACGUGUUAUGUUGCUCCAAAUGGGGUGAAAUUUUGGACACCUAAAUGUGAAGAAAGCAAAAAACCACAAGUAAAUCACCACUUCCCUACAAUAGAAGAUGCAUUUUUAUUUUAUAAGGAGUAUGGGCGUAGUUGUGGAUUUGAUGUUCGUAAAUCCUCCAAAAAACCAUAUAAGCGUGGCACAUAUGCCAAGCAUAUACAGUGUAGUCAUGGUGGUGGGCCUGGUAAAAAAAUUCUGAAUGGUUUUGAUGAUGCUGUUGUUGAGGGAUCACAAAGGAGGACAACAUCACAGAGAUGUUAUUGCAAAGCAAAAAUAGUUUUGAAGCCGGCAGGUGUUAGAGGAUUCGUGAUAAUGAGUUUUGUAGAGGAACAUAAUCAUUCAUUCGCAUAUGGACCUGCUCGAAUGUUCCUAAGGUGUAAUAGAAAUUUGUCUGUUACUCAUCAGAAUUUCAUAAUGGACUGUGCAAGAGCUAAUAUCGGCGCAACACGAGCGCACAGUUUAAUGAAAGAGAUGACUGGGUCUUAUGAUAAUGUAGGUGCCACUAUUGCUGAUUUUAAGAAUUUUGCGAGGGAUGUAAAGGUUCGUAUUGGAGAUCAUGAUGCGGAUAUGAUUUUGGACAAAUUCUCUGUUCUGAAAAAGGCUACUGAAAAUUCAUUUUACUACGAUUACAAAGUAAAUAGGAAGGGGCGCCUUACUGGUCUUUUCUGGACAGAUGCUAUUGGACAAGCUAAUUUUGAUGUAUUUGGUGAUAUCAUCUCAUUUGACCCUACAUUUCGCACAAACAAGUACCAUAUGGUAUUUGUACCAUUUACCGGUGUCAAUAAUCAUUGGAAGAACGUCACUUUUGCUGCAGGACUUCUAGCCAAAGAAAACUAUAAAAAUUUUAAAUGGCUUCUUCUCACAUUCAAGAAAGCAAUGGGUCGAGCUCCGUCAUGCGUUAUAACAGACCAAUGUAAAGCCACUAAAAAAGCAUUGGAUAAAUGGUGGCGCACUACAACACAUCGACUAUGUAUGUGGCAUAUAAUGAAUAAGCUGCCCUCGAAGAUUGGCCCUAAACUUGCUUCCAACACAAAAUUUGUUUCCAAAUUGAAAGCUAUUGUGUAUUCUGAUCACCUAACUCCGAAUGAUUUUGAGGAACGCUAG